GCACACUUGGGGACAGAGCGUUGCCAGGCUGAGGGGGAGCAGGAGGGGAUAGCUGUGGGCGGAGGAGCAGGGAAGGACGAGAGAGAAUGUGGGUUGAGUGUGUCUUUCAGAAGUGCCAAGGACUGUUUCACACCUUGAGGUACUCCUUGGGAUUCACAUCCUUAUCUCCUGUCUUGUCUGUUCUUUAUAUGCUUUCUCAGAGGUCCUCCAUCUCCUGUGAUCAUUGAGGGGAAGUGCAGUGACUCAUGGGAACUCUAAAACCCAUGCAGUAGUCUUGGGAAGCACAUGGAUAUUGCCCCAGAAAGAGGAGCAGUGCUUAUUGAAUGCACUCUGGCAACUAUAAGGGUUUUUGGGGGAAACUCUGGGAUCUUGGUGACAGGGUUCUUUAGUACCAGAGGCUGGAUGCCCCUGGGGAAAAAAGGCAGCAAAAGGCAACAGCACUGAUGGGAGGUUCCCUCCCCAAAGAGGAAGCCUCCUGUAUCUCGAGAGAUUUCCCCAUGCUUCUGUUUCCUUCCUGUGGUUGCAAGUCUUGCAGUCAUCUACAAAUGCCUGAGCUCAGAUGCAGCAAGUGGGGCUGAGAUUUCAAUUUUGCUUGGGGAUUUCAUGCUGGCAUGGCCCUGCAGUUGUUGUCUCUGAGGUUUCUCCCAGUGCUUGUAUCUCUGCUGGCAGCACAGGGCCAGGAAGCACCUGAUCCCAAGGUUCAAGGAUUACCCCAGGAAACAGAAACAUGCCAAAGGCCCCGGUGGAGCUCAAGUCUCCAGCUGUCACCAGACCAGGAGAACUACAAGAAGAAUGAAGAAGUGAUGCUGAGCUGCCCUGAGGGUUUCCAGCCAACUUUCACCCAUGUCAAAUGUGCAAGGGAAGUCCAGUCCAUCAGUCAUGGGAAACCUGUAUACAGAGAUGUUUGGCUUGGAAGGAACACCAGAGAUGACUGGAUCCGCAUUCGGUCCAGUGUGGAGUGCCUUGAGGUCCUCCAGGUUGUCCCUGGGACCCUGGAGAUUUCCAGCACCAGCAUCAAACUGAACUGGACCUGCAGUGUCCCUGACGUGUGCCAGCGCAUGCGGGCCAGGUGCCGUUUGGCAGGACCUUUGUCCUCUCCCUGUGAGGCUGAAGAGGUGAAGGGAGAGGAGACACUGCAGGGCCAGGAGGGAACAUUCACCUGUCCCGCUCUGCAGCCCUUCACUGACUACAGUGUCACCAUCUCCCUGCCACCCAGCACAGUCCUGUUCACAUGGUUGGUCAGGACAGAGGAAACAGUGCCAGACAAACUGGAGAAGCUGUGGCUGGAUCCCAGCACAGGGUUCCUCAGAUGGAAGCCGCUGCCCUCCUGCAAAGGGGAGAUCAUUGGAUACCAGCUGAACAUCACAACAAGGAGCACGCAGGACGGCAGCCUCCUGGAGAUGGAGCGGCUGUGGCUGAAUAGCCCUGUCACUGAGUACCGCCUGCCUGAGCACAGCCCUGGCAGCAGAUAUGUGGUGAUGAUACAGGGACUCACAGCUGCUGGAGCCGGGGCUGCAUCACUGUGGGAGCUUCAGGCCAACAGCUCAGACACCCCACACCCUCUCGACAUCAGCUGCCACAGCAUCCGUGACAUCUCCCCAUCCCAAGGGACAGCAGUGCUUCCUCUCCACCCCAUCGCCCGUCCCUCUGAAGCAGUGAGGGAGCACCAGCUCAUCGUGGCUGUGAUGGACAAUGUCACGUCAGUGGAAGGUGCCUGUUCAUGGGAGCCGCAGCCCUUCAAUGCCAGCCAGCAGCCUGGUGCUUACGUGGCUGCUGUGCUCAACCUCACGGCCCCCACAGAAUUUGUGUUGGGCAAUGGGACCCACGGGCAGGGUUACCACAACGCUGCCCUUCACCCGGGUUGGGACUACAUGGUCCUUCUCCGUCUAGUCCGCCGCUCACAACAGGCAGAGAAGUUCUCCUGCAUCUGCUACAGCUUCUCUCUUGUUGCAGGGCAGCAUCCAGGGCCGUGGCAUGGGACUGUGGUUGGGGUGGUUGUGCUGUUGAUACUCCUCCUCAUUUCUGCAGGGAUCCUGUGGUUCGUGCUUUCCAGGAAAAGGAAGUCUUUGCCCAGCAAAGCUAAGGAGGAUCAUUAAAAAGGUAAAGGUGGCCAGGCUGGAGAUCAGUCACUCUAUCCCCUGACCAGAAGCACAGGAGGCAUUCGGAGUGGUGAGGGGUGGAGAAGAUGGGGAGAAUGACCCCAGCUUCAUGCUCAUGUCUGCCGGGGCCCCUGGCUCUCCUGUGACUGUGACCAGUGCUAGGGGUCUUAUCCAAUUCAAAAGAGCAAGAGGAAAUCAGGAGGCCAAGGAGGGUUGUGAGCUUUUUCUUUGCUCACCCCCUUUACCUCCUAGCUUUCACUUAUCUCUGUUGCAAGGCCUUUGACCACAACUUUUUGUAGUGCCUGCUUUUUAGACUUUGCUUUUAUUUUUUCUUUCUUAGAAGCAGGAACUGUACAUCAGGUUUCCCAGUCCAUGACUCAGCAGGACUCAGGCUGAGGCAUGCCCGUGAUUCUGUCAUGUCCUGGAUUCCCAACCCCUCUCUGCUGAUACCGAGCCAGACCCAGGGCUCUGCUGGAGCUUGGCUUGACUUGGCUGCCUUUAUGAUUCUGCCCUCUCUGUGUAGACAACCAAUAAAGACUUGUGUUUUGGAGGGAUCUGCCUGCCCCACCA
This is a messenger RNA of Columba livia (rock pigeon), 2669 nucleotides long. RefSeq lists its product as uncharacterized. Gene Ontology annotation, molecular function: protein binding. Bases 612 to 2096 code for a protein of 494 amino acids. The record is from RefSeq and is a predicted model, not a curated record. The transcript has 11 exons. Lineage: Eukaryota; Metazoa; Chordata; Aves; Columbiformes; Columbidae.